Elgaria multicarinata webbii is the source of this 1720-nucleotide messenger RNA. RefSeq names its product scavenger receptor cysteine rich family member with 4 domains (gene SSC4D). NCBI's taxonomy places the organism in Eukaryota, Metazoa, Chordata, Lepidosauria, Squamata, Anguidae. The transcript is spliced from 10 exons. Bases 1 to 1719 code for a protein of 572 amino acids. The record is from RefSeq and is a predicted model, not a curated record. Gene Ontology annotation, cellular component: membrane.
AUGAACAUUGGUUCCUGUCCGGGACACAGGGAGAGAGAUCGGAAGCCUGGACUCCGGGUGACACCUGCCUUGCUGAUCCUGCCAACGCUCGGACCUCUCCUUUACCUUUUUCCGACAGCCAGUGGCUCCAAGGUGCUCCAGAUGCCUAUUCCAGACCUACGGCUUGUCAACGGGCGCAGCCGUUGCCAGGGGCGCGUGGAGAUCUUCUAUAACCGCACCUGGGGCACGGUGUGCGACGACGACUGGGACAUCGUGGAUGCCAACGUGGUGUGCCGCCAGCUCGGUUGCGGCCACGCCAUCGCCAUGCCGGCCACCCUCUCCUUCGGCCAGGGGCGAGGGCCCAUUUUCCUCGACAACGUGGACUGCAAAGGGCGGGAGGCGGCCCUCAGUGAGUGCAGCAGCCAUGGAUGGGGCAUCCACAACUGCUACCACUACGAGGACGUGGCCGUCACAUGUAACGAACUGAUGCCCACCCAAGCAGCGAGGGCCCCCACCGGCAAAUCGGUCACGGCCUCAUUGCAAAACGGGAAACGUGAUGGGAGCAUUCAGCUGGUGAAUGGUGCCAACUCCUGCCAAGGCCGAGUGGAGAUCUUCUACAAAGGGAACUGGGGCACGGUGUGUGACGAUGACUGGGGGCUCAAGGAUGCUGGCGUGGUGUGCAAGCAGAUCGGCUGUGGCCACGCCGUGGACUACCGGACCAACGCCUACUUCGGCUACGGCACGGGGCACAUCCUCCUAGACAACGUGAACUGUGACGGAAGCGAGCCACACCUCUCGUCCUGCUACAGCCUCGGCUGGGGCAUCCAUAACUGCGGCCAUCAUGAGGAUGCCGGGGUCAUCUGCUCCGGGCUCGGGAUGACAACAGUCAGGGCUGCCGUCACCACCUCAGGGGCCCACAUCUACGAGGAGUCGUUCACGGCCAUGGCCACAGUUACGGACGGUGGAGAUCAGGCGUCUCCUGAGACGGAGAUGACGAUGACCUCAGCCCUUCACCUGCUGGGAAAAAAAACAGGUGGCGGCAUUCGACUGGCGAAUGGGAACAGCAGCUGCCAGGGCCGGGUGGAAGUCCUGUACGGAGACACCUGGGGCACCGUUUGCGACGACGACUGGGACUUCCCCAACGCCCAGGUGGUCUGCCGGGAGGUGGGCUGCGGCUCGGCGAUCGUGGCCACCGUGCUGGGCUACUUUGGCUACGGCGUCGGGCCCGUCCUUCUGGACAACGUGGAUUGCUCCGGCACAGAAGCCGACCUGGCUGACUGCUUUCACCUGGGCUGGGGACAGCACAAUUGUGGCCACCAUGAAGAUGCCGGAGUCAUAUGCAGAGGUGCAGGCGAAUCCGAUGAGCUUUUCUCGGAAGACACCUUUGCCACUACGACCUCGACCACCACUCGUCCCAAGGAUGGUUUCCUGCGCCUGGUCAACGGCAGCCACCGCUGCGAAGGCCGGGUGGAGAUGUUCUACCUCUCCCAGUGGGGGACGGUGUGCGACGACGCCUGGGAUUUGAAGGACGUCAAGGUGGUGUGCCGGCAACUGGGCUGUGGGGGUGCCAUCGACGCCACGGGGGAGGCCCGCUACGGCCAGGGCUCCGGCUACAUUUUCCUCGACAACCUCAAGUGCAAAGGCGACGAGCCCUCCCUCCUGCGCUGCUCCCACAUCCGCUGGAACGUGCACAACUGUGACCACUCGGAAGACGCCGGUGCCCUCUGCGACCUGCUAUGAC